GAAUUUGGAAAGAGAAAUCGCACACACAAGCUUGAAUAAAUAAAGCCUAUAUAUAUAUACCAAAUGACAAUUUUAGCUCAAAUUUUUGUAAUUUUGUUUUGUUUUAAGCUGCUGUAAAACUAAAUCGCACGCCCAGCUUAAACCCCAAAACCCCAAACCUCGCUGCCGCCGGCGAUGGCCGUCCGCCGCCGCAUCCUCGCGUCAAUCUCUUCUUCCACCUCCCACCGCAAUUGGUCGCGCUGCCUAUCCACUUCCGCCACCAACUCGCCUCCUCUUAUAUACGACUACUCCAGCAACUCCCCAAGCACCGCCGCCGCCGAGCAAUCCGUCACCCUCCAGCUCCUCUCAUGGGGCCGUGGCGCCUCCGGCCAGCUCGGUGGCGGAAUCGAGGAAAUCAGGAUAUAUCCGGCGCCUGUAUGCACCAUCAUUGCCCCACCUAAUUUCUCCCUCUCUCGCUCAAUCCCUGGCCGUCUCCCUCAGCUGAGUGAUGGUGAGCCGCCAUUGGAGGUGGGGAUUUCGUGCGGACUGUUCCAUUCCGGUCUGCUGGUGGACGGGAAGCUGUGGAUUUGGGGCAAAGGUGACGGCGGGAGGCUUGGAUUCGGCCAUGAGACCUCGGCUUUUGUUCCCACGCUGAACCCUAAUCUGGAAUCUGACGUUAGAAGCGUUGCUCUCGGCGGUCUCCAUUCCGUCGCCCUCGAUGUCCUUGGCCGCAUAUUUACUUGGGGUUAUGGUGGAUUUGGUGCCCUUGGGCAUUCGGUCUAUCACAGAGAGCUGUUGCCUAAAAUGGUAAAAGGAUCUUGGGAUGAAGAAAUGUGCCAUAUUGCAACCAGUGGUACACAUACAGCUGCCAUCACCAAGUCUGGGAAACUCUAUAUUUGGGGGCGAGAUGAAGGGGAUGGUAGAUUGGGCCUUGGUCCUGGUCGUGGCCCAGAUUUUGCUGGUGGUCUUGGCACGCCUACUGAAGUAAAAGCAAUGCCGGGGCCAGUGGCUGCUGUUUCGUGCGGUGGCUUUUUCACGAUGGCAUUAACUGAAGGGGGUCAGCUUUGGAACUGGGGUGCGAACUCCAAUUAUGAGCUUGGUAGAGGUGACAAAAUCGGUGGCUGGAAACCCCAACCUGUUCCCAGUCUCAAAGAUGUUCGUUUAGUGCAAAUAGCUAGUGGUGGAUAUCAUUCUCUUGCUUUGACUGAUAAGGGAGAAGUUCUUUCAUGGGGGCAUGGAGGACAUGGUCAACUAGGUCACUCUUCCCUUCAUAGUCGAAAAGUUCCUGAACCUGUUGAGGCCUUAGCUAAUGAGAAGGUCACUUAUAUUGCUUGUGGAGGUUCAUCAUCAGCUGCUGUAACUGACAAGGGGAGGUUAUACAUGUGGGGCAACGCUGCAGAUAGUCAACUUGGCGUUCCUGGACUUCCCGAAUUUCAACCGUCACCUAUUGAGGUUAAAUUUCUCUCCGAUGAUGAUGGAUUAGGAGAUCACAACGUGCUUUCUGUUGCUGCUGGUGCUUCUCAUGCUAUGUGCCUCGUUUCAAGAUCAAGUUGCUAGCAGGUGAACUAACUACCCCCCUCAUAAAUGGUUAGCCUUAGCCGAAAAUAUAGGAAGGGUAGAUGUUCGGUUCGUGCAAAACUUCUUGAAAGAGAAUGAUAAAACUCUUUUUACUCAUAGCAUCAUAGUACAUCUUUAUCGGGAGAAGGCAGGAAAGAAUCACUACUUUAGCAGGAACCACAUUUUUCCCAAACAAACCACGUACCGCCUCUGUUUUCUCUCUACAUGCUUAUGGGCAAUCAACUUUUUAGUCUUCAAUGCACCUUAUGCUGUUGAGGCAUUGCUAUUGUUCACAGAUGUUGGAUUUAUAAUCAUAUAAUCCCAAAUUGGUUAAGAAAUUAUGAAAAGUAACAAAAAGAUGGUAUUAGUAAGUUUGCUUGAAAA
Salvia miltiorrhiza (redroot sage) is the source of this 1920-nucleotide messenger RNA. RefSeq names its product RCC1 domain-containing protein RUG3, mitochondrial. The transcript has 6 exons. Lineage: Eukaryota; Viridiplantae; Streptophyta; Magnoliopsida; Lamiales; Lamiaceae. The coding region runs from base 175 to 1536 and encodes 453 amino acids. The record is from RefSeq and is a predicted model, not a curated record.